Carassius gibelio (silver crucian carp) is the source of this 1188-nucleotide messenger RNA. Its product is annotated as deoxynucleoside triphosphate triphosphohydrolase SAMHD1-like. Gene Ontology annotation, cellular component: nucleus. NCBI's taxonomy places the organism in Eukaryota, Metazoa, Chordata, Actinopteri, Cypriniformes, Cyprinidae. Gene Ontology annotation, biological process: regulation of innate immune response; dGTP catabolic process; defense response to virus. Bases 1 to 1188 code for a protein of 395 amino acids. The transcript is spliced from 12 exons. The record is from RefSeq and is a predicted model, not a curated record. Gene Ontology annotation, molecular function: dGTPase activity.
AUGCAAGAACAUCAUCAGAUACUUGAGAAGAAGAAGAGAUGUCUGCAUUUGAAGGUGCAACAGAUGAUCUUCAAUGACCCCAUUCAUGGUAACAUUGAGCUGCACCCGCUGCUGGUGAAAAUGAUUGACACUCCUCAGUUUCAGAGACUUCGAUACAUUAAACAACUGGGAACGAUACAUCUAGUGUAUCCGGGCGCCACUCACACUCGCUUCGAACACUCACUUGGUGUGGCACAUUUAGCAGGAUGUCUUCUCAAGACACUAAAUGAGAAUCAGCCAGAACUCAACAUCAAGAAAAAGGAUUUCCUGUGUGUUCAGAUCGCUGCCCUGUGCCAUGACAUGGGUCAUGGUCCGUUCUCUCAUUUGUUUGAUGGCAUGUUCAUCCCUGAAGUCCGGCCUGAAUUAACAUGGAAGCAUGAGCAGGCAUCUGUUGACAUGUUUCGCUGCAUGAAAAGGAGGAAUGGACUGGACAAAGAGAUGAAAUUCUAUGGACUGGAUUUACAGAAAGACAUCAAAUUCAUUGAGGAAUUAAUUCUGAAAGGACAAAAGGAUGGCAAGUGGUCAAUGAAGGGCAGGACUGAGGACAAAUCCUUCCUGUAUGAGAUUGUGGCAAAUAAAGUGAACGGCAUUGAUGUGGACAAAUGGGACUAUUUGGCUCGAGAUUGUUAUUAUCUCGGCAUUCCAUGUGGUUUUGACUCUCAGCGUCUGCUAAAAUCUGCUCGAGUUUGUGAGGUGAACAGGAGGAAACACAUCUGCUUCAGAGACAAGGUGGCAGAUAACAUUUAUGGCAUGUUUCACACCAGAUACACUCUUCAUCGUCAGGCUCUUCAGCACAAGAUCGGCUACAUCAUUGACGUCAAGAUUAACGAUGCUCUUGUAAAAGCUAAUGACAAGCUGAGUCCAGACAGCAAGAUCUCAGAUGCCAUAGACAACAUGCUAGAGUACACCAAACUCACAGAUCACAUCUCCGAUCAGAUCCUGAACCCGUCAGACUCAAAUCCAGGUCUGGCUGAAGCCCAAAGGAUUCUGCAGGGUGUUGUCAACAGACAGCUGCCAAAGUUUGUGGGAGAGGCUCGACUAAAUGAAGACAAAUUAAAGGAAAAGCUGACAAGCCAUUGGGAGGACAAGGUCAAUAACCAUAGUCUGGAUCCUGAGGACACAAUAUUUUGUGUAAGGAACUUCAUUUAA